CCUCCAUCGUGCUGCAGAAGUGGUGGUGCCAGAUGGAGCCCUGCCUCGACGGGGAGGAGUGCAAGGUGCUGCCCGACCUCUCGGGCUGGAGCUGCAGUAGCGGCAACAAAGUGAAGACGACCAAG
Molecule: messenger RNA, 125 nt
Organism: Balearica regulorum gibbericeps (East African grey crowned-crane)
Lineage: Eukaryota; Metazoa; Chordata; Aves; Gruiformes; Gruidae
Source: RefSeq, a predicted model, not a curated record